This is a messenger RNA of Ogataea angusta, 1584 nucleotides long. RefSeq lists its product as uncharacterized. The record is from RefSeq and is a predicted model, not a curated record. Bases 1 to 1584 code for a protein of 527 amino acids. Gene Ontology annotation, cellular component: cytosol; nucleus. The transcript has a single exon. Gene Ontology annotation, molecular function: ATP binding; ATP-dependent protein folding chaperone. NCBI's taxonomy places the organism in Eukaryota, Fungi, Ascomycota, Pichiomycetes, Pichiales, Pichiaceae. Gene Ontology annotation, biological process: protein folding.
AUGGCUUCUAUUGGUAUCGCUUUUGGUAACUCCACGUCGUCGAUUGCUAUUGCCAACGACGACGGCAAGAUCGAUGUCAUUGCUAACCCUGACGGUGACCGUUUCAUUGCCUCGGCGCUUUCGUACGUCGGAGAAGACGAGUACCACGGCGCGCAGGCCCAGGCCCAGCUCGUGAGAAACCCUAAUUCCACCAUCGUCAACUUCAGAGACUACAUUGGUCUCCCAUUUGACAAGAUCGACCCUACAUACUCCCAAAAGUCUGCUCAUCCGAUCAAUCUGGGCGGAAAGACUGGAUACUCCAUCAAUGACAAACAGGUCACCGUGGACGAGAUCGCCACGAGCCACCUUAAACAGAUCAAGGCUGCUGCCGAGGACUACAUUGGCGAGAAGAUCGAGGGAGCUGUCAUUGCGGUUCCAACCAAUUUCUCGGAGGAACAAAAGGCCGCAUUGAAGAAGAUCUCCAGCGACGCAGACAUCAAGGUUCUGCAGCUGAUCAACGAGCCUACCGCUGCCCUGUUGGCGCACCUGGUUGCCAAGGACGCUCUGAACAAGGACAAACUGUUUGUGGUUGCUGACUUUGGUGGUGUUCGCUCGGACGCUGCGGUCAUUGCUGUGAGAGGCGGUAUUCUCACCGUUCUAGCCACUGCACACGACUACGAGCUAGGCGGUGACAAGCUGGACGACUGUCUGGUGGAGUACUUUGCCAAGGAGUUCCAGAAAAAGUACAAGGUGGACCCAACGACGAACGCCAGAUCGCUGGCCAAGCUGAAGAGUGCGUGUAUCAUCACCAAGAAGACUCUUUCCAACGUCCAGACCUCGACGAUCUCGAUCGACUCGCUUGCCGAGGGCUACGACUUCCACUCCUCGAUCAACAGACUGCGGUUCGAGGUUGCUGGUCGCUCAGUGUUCACCAGGAUGUCUGCCUUUGUCGAGUCUGUGGUUGCCAAAGCUGGCUUGGAGACUCUGGACAUCGACGAGGUGCUGCUUGUGGGCGGCUCGUCGAACAUCCCAAAGGUCGCCGCCAACAUCGCGGCCGUGUUCCCGGAAUCCACCGUGGUCAGCUCUCCGUCCACCGACAGCAAGCUGUGCAACCCGAACGAGCUGAUCAGCAGAGGCGCUGCCCUGCAGGCGUCGAUCGUCGCGUCGUUCGACGUCGAGGAGAUCGAGGAGUCGACGCAGCCUGUGGUGACCAACACGCAGCACAUUGCCAAGCCGAUCGGCAUCAAGACCGGCGAAAGCGAGUUCCUGACCGUUGUUUCGAGAGAGACCGCGUACCCGAUCAGAAAGAGCGUCACAUUGAAGGCUGGCGCGGACGACGUGUUUAUUGAGCUUUACGAGGGAGAGCGCCAGGUCAAGGAGACCGUUGUCGAGGCCGAGAAGUUCUCCGACGACGAGGACAGCGAGGAGGAGGAGCCGGAGGUCGUGAAGAGCGUGCACUACGUUCCGGGCACGUUGCUGGCGCAGAUGGCUCUGAGAGGCGUUGGCGAAGGCAGCUCCGUGGAGGUGAUUGUGAACAUCAACAAGGACGGCAAGCUCCAGCUGGUGGGACGCAGCGGCGACAAGGUUGUCAAGGGAGAGAUAUAA